Molecule: messenger RNA, 612 nt
Organism: Cladophialophora psammophila CBS 110553
Lineage: Eukaryota; Fungi; Ascomycota; Eurotiomycetes; Chaetothyriales; Herpotrichiellaceae
Exons: 2
Coding region: 1-612 (203 amino acids)
Source: RefSeq, a predicted model, not a curated record
AUGUGGUUCGACUUUCUGAAUACAGGCGACAGCGAAGGACAACCACGCGACGAAGUAGCUCAUUAUGGUCGACUCCAGGACUGGGUGAAUGCCAUCGCUUCCACGACAAGCCUGUCAGAGGUUGAUGCCCAGCGCGUGGGCAUCUGGGGAACAAGUCUGGGAGGCCGAGAUGUUCUGGUUGUGGCGGGCAUAGAACGGCGACUCAAGGCAGUGGUGUCCCAAACACCCCUCAUCCGGUGGACUGCUGCAGCAGGUGCUCGCAUGGCUGGUUACGGCGAUGACAUGCGGCGAUAUCAGCAAGACCUAGCUGCCGACCGCGAGAGCCGGGCAUUGGGAAAAGAGCCGGCCUACGUCACCUUCCUGGGUAAUUACCAUGGCCAAAUCACGCUGCAGAGCUACCAACCGACAGCCCUAGUCGAUGUGACACCGCUGAUGGAGUUGAUUUCUCCCACUCCUCUACUAUUUAUCCUCGCGGAAGAAGAUUAUCUGCCUGGGCAACGAGACGCGUUCGCCGCCGCCAACGAGCCAAAGUCGAUGGUGACCAUUUCGGGCAACCAUUUCUCCCCCUACACGAUAUCGAAACAAAACGCUAUCGAAGCAACCAGAGAGUAG